ACCAGUCAUUAGAUUAAAACCUUCGAUCGAAGAGAAGUUUGUGGAGACUGAGACUUUAUGUAAACAUUUAGAAUUAAGACACGAAUUAUGACGGCGGAGGAAAGUAAAGAGUACAUGGCGAAGACGGAGGUUCAUCAGCUUUUUGAGGUACAUUUGACUGAUAGAGAGGCGCAAGAACCUGUGGGCAAUAUUUUUAGCUUUCCUACGUCGUUUACAAAUUUCAGGAACUUCAUUCACAAAUCUAAUUAAGGGACGCAUAGAGUUCCAGAUGGUUUUAAAAAUUUUAAAUUUCCAAGCAUAGUUGUUCUCUGGGAUUAAUCUUAGGCGUUGUGGUGCGCCUCAGGACUUGAUUGCGCUCUUGUAGUGAAUUAACUUUGCAAAUCGCGCACAAACAGAUAGCGUGUAUUAGCAGCGGUUUAAUCUCAGUAGCAGGUAAGAAUCGGAGACUCAUCGUCAAAUUGACUGAGGUCAAAUAAGAAGUGGUUCUGUCGACUGCUUUUUUUUCGUGAGAUAAAACGGACAGGUUGUGCCCUCUGUAAUCCGUGACACGAAAGUUCGAUUUGGAACAGUUCGAUUAGGAUACAUGAUCGUCAAUGUUUCUUUGUUUUACCUUUCGAUCGUAACCUCUCAGAAACAUUGCAAACUAAUUAAUUGUGGUAGCUCGAUGUUUCUUUUGGUUUACUCGAAAAAUAUUGGCACUGACAUUUGCUAUAUUUUAUGAUGUGGUCCUCAUUUACAAAAUUCAUUUAUAAAUGAGUAUCGAUCUGUUUAUCCAUUCUUCGGCAGCUGCCAUGUAAGCAAUAGUGCAGCGUCUCUGAGGGGAUAAAUUAAGCCUCUUUUGCUGUUUUAUAUAUCUAUUCAAAAUAACAAAAGACGUCUAACAAAGGGGAAAGAAAAUAAACAAACUGAAUUUCACUAUUCGUGAUGUGUUGCACUGAACGUAUACAUGUGUUUCCAGUAUUGGAUCGUUUUAAAUAUGCAUUAUGUUGAUUCAGCUUCUAAAAUAUUCAAAUGUAUAAUGUAUAUUUCAUAGACGCACACGGAUUUGAAGAGAAGUCUGUGUAUUAAUCACUUCCAUUGCUCUGCUUGGUCAGUUGAAAGCCAUUUGUGAAAUUUGAAAACAUGAAAGAUUUUCAGUUUAAUAUUUCAGCUAUGGGUAGCAGGGCCUUUCCAGCCUCCGAGUUCACAUGCCUUUUUUUAUUCUCUGUUAUUGUCCUAGGUAGCUUGCUUAUAUAAUAAAUAUAUUUUUGACCAAGCUUCAAGAUGCCUUAAAAAUGUUUCCAGGGAAUUUGACCAAUAUCUUGAUGCGAAAAGUGUGACAAUUAGCAUUUUUAUACCUGAAGGGAAUGCUGACUGGCUUGCUGUAUCACAAACCUGAGGAUCAUUUGGCUUUCCUGGAAAAUUGCAUUUCCCUUGCUAAAACAGAAAAGGAUAUAAAGUGGAACUCUUUCCUUGAUGUCAGCAAGAAGCCCCUGCCACCUAUCCCAAAAACAGAUGGUCCAAUCAAGUCUGAAGCAGGAGAUGAAAUCCGCACAUUUACCACUGAACCAGAAAUGAAACAGAAACAACCACUUCCUCCAAUUAAUGGGACUGCUCAUCCAUCCAUUGAUGAAGACGACAAGGAGUUGACUGAGAAAAAUAUUUUGACAUCUGAAUCUGACGAGGAGGUGGAAGUGGAGUUUUCUGGUCAAAGGAUUGUGUUUGUUCUUGGUAAGGGAAUCAGUCAUCAAAAGGUUACUGGAUCAACUCAUUAAAAGUUUGAUACCUCGAUCAUUCAAUCAAUUAAUCAGAAUGAUUCCUAAAGCUACUAGUACAUACUAAAAAAGAUAAAAACCUCCACUUUGCCAAUUUUCAGCUUUCAAGUUCAUUGAAUUAAAAUUUUUCUGAAUAAUCAUUUGUCAUCUGUUUCAUAUGGAAUUGAAUUCUGAUCUGAAUUCCACCUCUCUCCCCUGUUUUUUGAUCUAUGUAGUAGCCAUGAGAAAUGUAUUGAUCUGUUUGAUUGUAGGAGGGCCAGGCUCUGGUAAAGGAACUCAAUGUGCUCGAAUUGUUGGGGAAUUUGGUUAUGUUCACUUAUCAGCUGGUGACCUCCUAAGAAAGGAGGUGGCAAAAGGAAACAAAAGGGGACAGAUGAUUGAAGAUAUCAUGAAGGAGGGGAAACUUGUUCCUCAGGUAAUUAAUCAUUUACAUUUAAUAUGAAACAGAAAAUAAUUCAAAAAAUUAAAAUUGGCAGCACUGACUGACUAAUGAAUGAAUAAAUUAUUCUCUGCUCAGUCAUUUAAGAAAAUCCCCAUACCUUUCCAAAAAGGUUUUUAAUUAUUUAUAAAUCUCCUCUUAUUCCAAGGAAAUUUGAUUUCUGGUUCCAACCUUACUUCAAAACUUUGGUUUUUGAGACAUCCCUCUCCCUGGGGCAUGAUUAUUUUCUGGAACCACUUUAGUUAUAGAGUUGGAAUAGAAAUGAAAUGAGUGUUUAAAAUUUAAAUCAAAUACAAAGUUUACAAAAGCAUAACAAGUUGUCUAAAAUUAGCUGGUUCAUCAGCAGCAUGUAUGUUGUCAUCUCAGCAUGGAUAGUCUAUCAUAAUUAAUAUUCAUUAUAUGUUUAUAACGUCUAAGGAGAUCACAAUUGAACUGUUGAGAGAUGCUAUGAGACAACACAAGGAUUGUCCUGGAUUUCUCAUCGAUGGCUUUCCAAGAGAAAUACAGCAAGGAUUGCAAUUUGAGCAAGAGGUUAGUCUGCUUGGGUUGAAGUUUAUAUACACACUUAUCUAAAUUUACUAAAUCAGGCAUCUUUUUGUCAAAUUGAAUUUUUCACCAUUUUGGUUGUAAAUACCUGUAUGACCUACUAUGAGUUAUUUCUUUGGGACUUCUCAGAGAGAACAGUAGGAAAAGAGUCAUGCAACACUUGUUUUACUUUCACUAUUUUAAAGUGGCACCCAAAUGAAUGAAAAAACCUCCAUAUGAGGACCUUGAGUUGACAACUUGGCCCCAUAAAAAUUCACUUGGGCUGCAUGCAGGUAUCCAUCAACCAUCUCCGUUAUGGAAUUUUUUUCUUUUUUGCUGUACCUCUCCAAGCUCUUUCAAUACCAAUUGCAUACCAUAAUGAUAGUAUGGAGAUCCUUUGCAAUCAUCCUAUUUGCACUGGAAGCUUUCUCAAUUGUUUUACUAUUGCAAAUUUUCACCUUUUCUGGGCAAACCCAAGGGUCAGAAGCACACCUAGAGCCCUCCCCUCCCUCAUACCCAUAAAGAUCUCUUGGGGAAAGGGGACAUGCAUUUGAAUUGUGUUAAGCCAAACAUGAGUAUCUUGCAUCUAAAUAUAUAACUGAAGAAAAUGUUUUUUACUAGUCUGAGUAGAACUACAUAGCUCUAGUUAUACCUCAUCUGAUGAGACUUUGUGUUGUUGCUUUGCCAGGUUGUGGAAAGUGACUUCCUCCUUUUCUUCGAGUGCAGCGAGGAGGUCAUGGAACAGCGAUUACUUAAGCGAAGUGAAACAAGUGAGCGGCCUGAUGACAACAUCGAGACGAUCAAAAAGCGUUUCACGACGUUCGUUGAGAAGACGUUGUCUGUUAUUGGGCAUUAUGAAGAGCUCAGCAAAGUGAAAAAGGUUGGAACCUGUAUGUCAUAUUCUAACAAUUUCUUUCCGUUUUUCAGUUCUUUUGCCGACGGGUUGUGUUUGAAAAUCAAAGAUUCUAGCUCGCGGUGUUCAGUUAAUUUUCUUUGAUAGAGAAUUUAUGGUCGAAUAUAGAACGAAGCGGAAACUCUCCGUUUCUGGAAAGUCUCAAACAGCGCACAACUUGAAUAAAACUGUAUAGCACUUACAAUUGAAUUUUGACUUCAGAUUGAUGCGAAUCGUAGCGUGGAUGAGGUCUUUUCAGAAGUGCGAGCCCUAUUUGGGGCAUUACCUCCGAAGCAAGUGCAGAAAAUUAGGAGAAAGAAGAAGAAAGUUGCUAGCAACGAAGAGGAAGAUGAAUACGAGUUUGUAGAGUUCUCUGGCCAAAGGAUCGUCUUUGUCUUAGGUACUGCAGCUCAUAUCUAAUUUUCAAUUUUGGGCGUGUCAUAAAACACGUUCUCCCAUAUGUUUGCAAAUACCGCGUAUGAGCUUCUUGUUGUUCUCCUUUGGUCCUUAGGUGGUCCUGGGUCUGGUAAAGGAACUCAGUGUAGUCGUGUUGUGGAGAAGUUUGGUUAUACUCACUUGUCAACAGGAGAUUUACUACGAGCGGAGAUCGAAGGAGGCGGAGAAAGGGGUCAAAAACUUGCUAAAAUAAUGGAGGAAGGAAAUCUUGUUCCACAGGUAUGUCUUGCGAGCCGAAGCCCAAAUUUCUGCCCAAGUAGACUAGUUAUUUCAUAAUAUUACUCUACUGCAUUAUAUUUCUCCCCAUCCAAAGGUGUUCUACCUCGGUUGCUUGAUUCUCGAAUUCCGUGAUCUCUUCAUCCCAAUCAUGAAUAAUUAAGGCAUGGGAAGAAAUGAAAUUUGAGAGUCAAACCAGCUGGAGACAUUUUUAUCUGGAAAUGGAAUUUUUUUGCAUUAUGUGUAAAGCUGGAUUUUUGCGGAGUUGAUGGUGUAGAUCGUAUCACGUUACACUAGUGUAAAAUUUUAAAAAUGGUAGUAGAAAGGUACGCAGAGAUGGAAAAGGCGUAGUAAUGUUCCCGAUCAUCAAACUAAGAAUUUGGGACAUAGUAUUCUGCUCAGAGUGUUUAAAGAGGAUGCAAGAGAGAUUUGGGGGCUGCUGAAAUAAAAACAGGGUACAGCUACAGUCAGUUUGACGAGUCUCUAAUUCACUAUUCUUUUUGUUUGUCAUGCCUAACGAGGUUGAAUGGUGGCGGUUAGGUUUUCUGCAUGUUUUCUAAAGCAAAAGAGAUGAAAACCUACAAAGCAAUUUAAUGGGCAACUCGAUUUCACAUUUUGCUUCUCUGGCGAGCUUCCUAACCUCAUAGUUUGCUUUGUUGUGUUACAGGAAGUAGUUAUUCAACUUUUGAAGGAUGCCAUGUUGAAGCAUCCAGACUCACCUGGAUUUCUUAUUGAUGGUUUUCCUCGUGAAAUUUCUCAAGACGUACAGUUUGAAGAAGAGGUAAGUCACUGGACAGGCCGAGUAUAUAAUAUCAAUCUUGGGACCCACAUCUGAGUUCUGGCCUCAUUUCAAGCGUGUGAUUACGGCCUAGAAUGGAAGGAAAAUCAGAAUCCAAACGAACUGAAUUGCAUUAUAGUUUCCUUUACCCUCGGUGGCUCUUCUUGUUGGGGCCUUUUUACUCGCAUUGUGCGACAUGCACCUCAAAAAGGAUACCCAUAAAUUAUAGUGCGGACGAGAGGGGCUGGUGACGCAUCCUGCAUGAUACAGAUCUCUUCCCAAUCGAAGACCUGUUCAAUUCUGGUCUUAAGAUCUUUACCCGUACCGCUCGAAAUAACGUACUGCAAGCAGUCUUCAUUGUGGUUGUCAACUCUGUGCUUAACGCAGGCGAUUUUGUACUCAAUCUAGCCACUGACAAACUGAGCAUUUGAUCAUUUUUUUUGUUUGCAGGUAGUAGAGUGCCACUUUAUCCUUUUCUUUGAAUGCAGUGAGGAAGUCAUGGAAGAGAGACUUAUCAAAAGAGGAGAGACCAGUGGAAGGGUUGAUGAUAACGCGGAAACAAUAAAGAAACGAUUCAGGACUUUUAUGGAAAAGACCGUGCCAGUACUGGAGAAAUAUGAACAGCAAAACAAAGUGAAACGAGUAUGUUUAGUGGCGAGAGAUAGCAAUAUCUGCCAACAGUGUAGGAGCGAAGAAAAAAAUCUGAGUCUCGCAUUACUGUUAUUAGUCAAAACCACAACAAAAUUCUUUAACUUGAUUAUCACCUGCCGAUUUGAACGGUAGGGGAACAGUUUACACUUCAAGCUUGCAUUAUGUAUUUUUAAUUUAUCGGUAAUACGUCCAGUUCUGUGCGCAAUUAUAUUCAACUCACAAAUCGCGGUACAUUGAAGGUGGUCUGAACGCGGUUCUGCCUCCAUGAAAGAAAAAUUGUCUUUGAGAUUUGAAAGUAAUUGCUAUUAAUACAUUUUGAAGUUUAGAUAAGUGCAAGAUUUCUGACCCGUUAUAUUGUACUUUAUAUCUAGGUGGACGCCACACGUUCUGUAGAUGAGGUCUUUCUGGACGUUUGUGCAAUUUUUGGAGACCUCCCCAAACUUGAAAAGAAGAGAAGAAAGAAAGGUAGACCUUUUUUAUACAAGUCUAAAAAGAAAAGCGAAGAAACUUAUUUAUCGCUCUACGUACAAGCUAAGAGAGGUUUACACUAAGUGAUGCGAAGAAAAACCUUAGUGAUUUCAACAACCCACGAAACAAUAUUUAACUGUCAGAAGGAACCAGUGAGAACAUUAAAAUGAUCCCAUAUGAGAGGCGUCAAUCGUGGGAAAAUUUGAUUUUUGAUUGGUUGCGAACGUGGCGCGUCUUUCAGACCAAUCACAGCGAAGAGAAGCAACACCAAUUCAGUUUAGAUCUACCAUAGUACCUCCACAGAAAAGCUCAAAAUUGAUUGUUUCCCAAGUUAGAGCAAUUCCUGAACGCUUUGAUCACUUCAUUGGAUUGGCUCUGCUGCGUAGUAUUAUUUCAUGAAGUUUUCUUUGCGAGACUGACAAGGCGCCGAAGCUGUAUAUGAAAUAAUGAAGUAUCUUUGUAUCUGAUCUUCAACCUGUUUAAAUAUUUUCGUAGUUAAAAAAGCCGAGAGUGGUGAUGAUUCCGAGUAUGACGAGCUUGCCGAAGCCGUGGACGACUUGUCCCGAGUAGUGGACGGAAAGCCGAUCAGGUUAAGACGAAAGAAGAAAAAGAGGAAGGAAGAAGAAGACGAGUAUUCAAGAAACCCUGUAUUUGAACAGCCGAUUGUUGCCGAAGAGUUUAUUCCGCUAAUGGACGACAGUAUUGCGAAAACCGAUGGCAAGGGAUUGUUGAAUGUUCGGGUUAUAUUUGUCAUAGGUGAGCCAAACUGACAAUUCAGUAUUGCAUUUUUCAAGCCUAGUUUCAUCACUUUCAGUCCUCAUAACAGACUUAAAAUGAAAGGGUGUGUGUAUGUAUGGGCGAUCGAACGUUAAUUGCGGGUUAGUCGGCACAAAGAAGAAACAAGCUACAUACGGUACGUGGUGGAGUUUUUCUCUACCAAUCUUCCAUGUUGGUCCUGGGUUCAAGUUCCCCAGUCUGUCACCCAAUGGCUCUAUUUUCGACCGCCCCUAAUUUAGCUCGGCUCCAGUAGGCGUUACGUAAACAAGCGAACUUAUCCGCCUUCUGCUAGCUCAGGUGUUAAAUCGGUCUAUGUUUAUUAAAGUGAUUAUGUAAUUGCUUCUCACUGGCCGUGAAAGGCCCGUUUAGUAGAGUGGUUAACUUAGUAAUUCUAAAAUGUAUUAUUACUGUUAACUUUUGUUUGUUAUUCACUUUCCUUUGCUGAUUUUGUGCUCAGGUGGACCUGGAUCAGGCAAAGGAACUCAAUGCCAGCGUAUUGCUGAAAAGUUCGGUUAUACCCAUCUGUCGACUGGAGAUUUACUCCGAGAAGAGGUCCAAUCUGACUCACCAAGAAGUAAGGAGUUGAUACAAAUCAUGCAGAAAGGAGAACUGAUUCCUACGGUUAGUUAUGGCUAUUUUUGACAGUUCAUGUCGUUGACUAGUAUGUAUAAUGGCUAACAACAUGAAUAUAACGAGGUGAAGGAAAAUGAGAACAACAAUACGAAUAAGGGGAAUUUUCAGAUCAAGUCCAGGCAAGGUUGUGGGACUCGAGGUAUUUGAAGGGAAGUAGAUUCCAUGUUGGAAAUCGUUUUAGAUGAUUUUCUACCCCAAGCUAAGGGCAUCUUCCCGGAGUGUCGAAAGAAAUGCGGAAUUGUAUUAGUCUUUCUUUACUUUAUCCAGUCAUUGGCCAAGAAAACUCGUGCCACCCUUUUCACUGAUCAGAUGCAAAACUUUGGCGUCGCAGCUCGUUUUUACUUGUUUUUACUUUGAGUCCUGAUUUGCUCCUUGUAGUAUUUUCCUUUGUCCUGUUUAACCUUUAUGAACACUAUAGUUGUAAUUCAAAAGUGUUCUGAGGUAGUAUUUUUUGUUGUCACAAGAGAAAAUUACGCAAAGGUGAAAUGUUGCAAAUAAAAGGCGCUUUGCGCGUGCGAUCUUGGAAGACAGGGAGACUACGCGCAAUGUAAUUGUGUGCAACUAUUGUUCACUAACCAGGAAGUUUAUCUCGGUGCUUUUCAGAGGGUGAUUCUGGAGUUAUUACGGGUUGCCAUGGUGAACAUUCCGAACACCAAAGGGUUCAUCGUUGAUGGGUUUCCAAGGGAAAUAGAACAAGGAAAAGAAUUUGAAAACGAAGUGAGUAUGGCAACAUUUUCAUUGUUGUGCAUUGUGUGGCUUAAAACUGAGUUGCAUUCUAUUUCAUUUGUGAAUAGAUCGCGGCGUGUGAGUUUGUGCUGUACUUCGAGUGUUCCCCCGACACGAUGAGACAGCGGCUUCUGCAGCGAGGAGAAACAAGUGGUCGCGUUGAUGACAAUGAAGAGACGAUCGUCAAAAGAUUGAAAACGUUUGAUAACGAAACAAAGCCAGUCAUUGAAUACUACGAGGCUCAAAACAAAGUUAAGAAGGUGCUAAUUAAUUGUUAUAGUAGAAAUUUAUGAGGUGAAUGGUUUUAGCCAAUAAUCUGGAUGCCGAAAAUGCUCGUGGGUCGCUUUUCUUUUGUUCUCGUGUGCUCUGUGAUUGGUUCAUUGAUAUAAACUUCCUGUCACAGCGAGCUAAAAAACCAAGAUCUUUCGAGAGUGGCCUGGACACAUGCUAAUUUUGUCGACUUCCCAUUGGGUUGAUCUGUCAUUGUUACCGUAACUCAAGGGAACAUUAGUUAUCUACAUCGCUCUGACGAAGGGCUAACGCUCGAAACGUCAGCCUUUUAACUCUUUACGGUGGCCAAUUUACGUUAUCAAUUCAAUUGAUAACACUCAAUUACCUGUUAUACUUUCCCGCCCACGCAGCACCACAGUUUCUUUAGAAACUUACCCCCUUUAUUUAUUAGUUACCUACACUCCUUUACUUGUGUGAGGAUUAUUUUUUAAUUGUUAGCUUUACAUGGGAAUUUCAUAGAUAUUGGCCGAAGGUUCACCUGAUGAAGUCUUCACUCAAGUCAGUAACAUCUUUGAAAAUCUUCCAAACCGCAAAACAACAUCACUUCACGACUAUGACGUCACGUUUAUCACAGGUACUCUGAUUCGUGAUUGCUUUGUAGUUUGUUCUGUGGUAACUCCGUUCAUCAUUAUCAUCAUUAUAUACACCUUAAUAUUACUGUUAUUAUCAUUAUAAUAUUGUAUUAAAUAUUAUUACAAUUAUAACUUUUAUGAUGAUUAUUGUUAUCAUUAACUCCAUCAUAUACAGUGGUGUGAGCCACAAGAAACAAUACCAUAGAGAUUGGUACUGCUCACUAGUUGUACAGCCUAUACACAGAAACACAUCGUGCAAUCGCUAAUCGACCAAGUGAUAUAUUCAAAAGGGGAAUUGUUUGUCGCCUUAGGUCCGCCCGGUGCGGGAAAGGCAGACUUGGCUCGAACAUUAGCUGACGCGACAGGAAGGACACAUUUGUCGGUUGGUCUCAUCUUAAGAGAAGAGGCGAAACAGGAGACAGAGCAAGGCCAAUCGAUCAAGGAAGCCAUCAAGACGGGAAUGUUAGUAGCUACGGUAUGCAGAUACGCUUUGGUUUUUGCAUUGGUUACUGCAAUUUUUAAUUGAAUGUCCAUAAUUGUCCAUAAAUUCAUCUUCUAAUUUACACUGUUUUUGUCGAGAAACAUCGCGCUAUUCCCUCGACCAAUCGGAUGCGAAAAUAAACUUAAAACGCGGCUUGGUUACAUGCAUUUACUCGCACGUAGAAAAGCGCACAUGUAGUUAUCUUGAGUUCUUAUUGGCUUCCUGUGGUUUCCUUUUCCCUAAUUGGCCGAUGUGAUCGCUUUGAUUUAACUACUUUCAAAUAAAGAGAAGAUACGUUUACGUUAACGAAUCUAGCUUUUAGCCGGCAGUUAAUGUUACAGUAAAGGAGCACAGUCCCUGAAGUUUGAGACACUUUUCGCUACUAACUACUAACAGUAAAAGGAACAACAGGUGACAAUAAAUGUUUCACCACUGAGGAGGUCAACUUUGAUUCUCAACAAUUAGCUAAGCUGAAAAUGUGAAGCCGAUCUUUUCAAGAUUAUCAACUAUGGUGUAUCUACACUGCACUGUUAAAUGUUGGGAAUUGAAAACGUUAACGCUCUUUAAGCAUACUAAAUACCUCAACACAGUUUUGUUUCUGAUUUUUCUUAAUUUAAUUCAGUUCCUUCAGAUGUUUAGAGGAGAUUGCAAUUUUCUUCCAUUUGCCUUUUAGGAUCUUGUGUUAUUACUUUUGACAAAGAUGCUUGAGAAAGAAGAAAAGAAUUUGAAUGGUUACUGCAUAGACGGCUACCCACGAACAGAGGAACAACUCGAUCAGUUUAAACAAAAGGUAAGAGUAAGUAUCAGCCUAAUCAGCUCGCGUCGGUUUAAAUUUUACCGUCUAACGUCUGUCGUCAGUUCACAAUUGGCAUGUUCCAGGCGUUCAGUUAACAAAAAGGGCGCAAUGGAAGCCCACAACGUUUAAGAAAUAGAUUCCAUGUUGGGGCCGUGCGUCUGUGCAGUAGUAGAUCACAAGGUCAAAAUGUGGAAAGAACAAAAAAGUGGCUCACGAAGCGCAGCCAAGUGUGUCACGGCUGUAACCCCGUAGCAGGAAAAAUACUUUUGAAAUAAGCAAUCUGGUUUACAACAUACUUCGAGGACAAUUUCCCGCCAGGCACGAAAAGAAAUAAGCCGAAAGGUGACCUUACUCAGAGGGAAAGGACAACACCCACGAGGGGUACAUAGCUUAAGGUUUCUCACUUUGAUUAAUUGAAGAUACAAUAGUGAUGAGAUGACUUUUUUCUUAUCUCAUUAUUUUAUCGCAGGUGUCCGAUUAUAACAGAGUAAUUUUUAUAGAAGGCGAGGAUGCGGAGAUUGAGCGAGUUCUGAAGGAAAGAGGAGAAGCUUCAGAGAGAGAAGAUGACACAGAAGACAUAUCGAAAACAAAACUGGAGGUUUACAAUGGAAACACACGACCAAUAAGUGAUAGUUUGGGAGACUCUGACAAAGCACUUAAGGUUUGUAUUUGAUGGUCACGGUCAACUUGUCUCCUCAGGUUGAUAAUGUAAGCAUUUUAUCAGGAAGAUUCCAUGCAUUUCGUCGCACAGUACAUCCCACAUAUCGUAUUCCCUUUUCGACGGUUUUGCGUCACAAAACUUUUAGUGACAACUGGUUGUAGGAGCGUCGCUAGGAUUUUGCAAAAGGUGAGAGUGGGGUGGGGUGGGGUCAGACCGAGUCACACCCUGGAUACCUACCUGACUGUCAUUUUGACGUUCACACUGAGUUUCACCGAAAGCGAAUUUUGUCGGAUGACCACUGAGUGAUGCAGAUUGUGUGGAUUCUUCAGAUUCGCGCCUUUUUGACACCUUAAGUUUGAGGUUUGAAAACCGUUCACGUAAAAAAUUACCUUAUUUUGUCGGAUGACCACUGAGUGAUGUAGAUUUGUGGAUUCUUCAGAUUCGCACUGUUUCGACACCUUAAGUUUGAGGUUUGAAUACCGUAAAAAAUUACCUUAUACAAAGGGGGAAGGGAACCAUAGUUCCUUCCCCCUAGUUACGCUCUUUGGUUUCUUUUGUCGAGUUCUGAACUUCAGGGAGCGUGGGUCGAUAAUAGAGUUCGUGCCAAGUGUCUGCAUUUUAGCGCCCCACUAAUUGAGGCAAGUGGAGCAAUAGACCACAUUUCAUUUAUUACCCCCUAAUAGCUUGGGCGACUCAGUUGACCGGGAGAUCGGACAGUAGAAACCACCCGACUACAUCACCCAAAACCUCAUAACAGUGAGUCUCAUUCUGGUCAUAUUCUAUGCAACCAGAGCGCUUCGUGAGAGAGGGAGAUAACUAUAACUACAGUAUUCUCGAUCGCAAAAAUUGAGAGUUGGCGCCAUUUGAAGUAGCUUUUACGUGACUUCACUUAUACCCCGCGGUUUACCGUGUCCUCUGUUGUUUAUUUUUCCUUCUGCAGGUUUCUGCGGCCCUACCUAAAGAGGAAGUAGUGGAAGAUAUCAGAUUGAAGCUAAUGGCAGUAACAGAGUUGUCAUCCUAGGAAAAAAUCCGGCGCUCAAAUACUAUAUGUACAUAUGUGUAGAUUGCGAAUUUGACACUCCACUGCUAUACACUCGGUACAUACUCGUUAAAACUGAUUUAUACUAUAUCUGUGAAUCACCUUCAAUCAACGCAAAUCAUGGAUGAUAAUUUCAUCGAAAGAGGCUGAAGAGUCUUCGAACACUCCCUUGGUUCCUCCAAGAGUUUGUAGCGUUGGUGCUGUUUUGUUUUUAUUUUUUUAUUUCCAGUUGAAUACGUAGAAAACAACUCAACAUAGAGGUGUUCGUGGUCCUCUUUGAAACUCACGACAAUGUGGUAUUAUUUAUCAUUAAAUAGAAACUCGGUAUAAUUAAUCUGAGUGUUGUAUAUCAAGGGAAUAUAUAUUAUAGUCUCUUGAGACAAAUACUUCAGAGCAAUGGGGUACAUCUUGGUGCAGUGACAUGGAAAACAAAGGCCUUAAAGUCACGCGCAAUGUGAAUUGGGCUACGGGAAAAUGUAGCUUAAAGAGUGAAUGGUCUGAAUUAAAGUCUGUUUAAAAAGUUUUUUCCCAAAAAUUAUCAUGAAGAUAACUUUUAAAUCAAUUUGUAUGAAACGAAUCAAAGCUCAGCAAUGGAACUAUAGCC
Messenger RNA from Pocillopora meandrina, 12759 nucleotides. Lineage: Eukaryota; Metazoa; Cnidaria; Anthozoa; Scleractinia; Pocilloporidae. The record is from the annotation of a GenBank genome assembly.